Mycena citricolor is the source of this 2253-nucleotide messenger RNA. Lineage: Eukaryota; Fungi; Basidiomycota; Agaricomycetes; Agaricales; Mycenaceae. The record is from the annotation of a GenBank genome assembly.
AAAAGGCACGCUGUGACGAUGGUAGCACCCCUGCCCCCAUAUCCGCCAGCCGCUGUUCAGAAAGCGCUCUCCCCGGCGCAGCUUUCAACAAUCCGACACAAUAUCCUCGCCGCAGUGUCGGCCACCACCGCUCUCCCCGCCUCCAAACGCGACACCCCAGCCACACGCACUUUCAUUGAAACCUACGCAAAAGAACAGGCGCGUGCCGCCCUCGAUGGGCUUAUAUGGGAGGCUCCGAUCUCUUCUGACGACCGGCUGAUUCGUAAGCGUGUUUUGGCGCUGGCUGCAACCCUCCCGGAGAGUCUUGACCUGCGAACGCUCAUCGACCUGGCCAUCAUAUACUCACGUUCCAAUCGUACAGCCAUGUGCGAUAUACUUGAUCGAGGGCUUAGAAAGAUUUCGCUGAGUGUGGAGAGCGAGCUGUUGCCUGCGCUCACUUCGUUGCUGGUGGUGUCCGAGGGCCUUUACGUGCUGCGCAAGACAGCCUAUUGUGUGGAGGCUUUCCUGCGGGUGUGCCCAAAGGAUGUGCUCCGAUUCUUUCGACGAUCGAAAGAGUUCGUGGUCUCGCUGGCUACUGCAUAUGAUGCAGGAUUGUCCUCCCUUGCCCAUUCGUAUGGAGGACUUGAUAUGUCAGAUACAAGGGAGAUGGACGAGUGGGAGCGCAUCUGGAUUGCGACCAAGGUCUCGCUCGUGGACGCUUUCCACAUCAUUCUUCGAUCUCAACUCGACGACAUGGCUGCAUCCGAGGGUGCUGUUCUCGCCCUAGAAGCGGAUCGAACCUUCAACAUCAUAUUCGCAUUGCUCGAGCUUCCAUCUGGCUCUCAGUCUCAGUCAACGACACCGUUUCUCGAUCAGUCCUUGUUGGCCGACUACCAGCAGACUUACAAUCUAUCCAAGACGCUUGCCGCAGCAUUGCGGAACGCAGCAGAAAAAGACGUUAGGCUGGAUCUGCUGGAGUCUACGUUGCAGUCAUAUGGCGAUCCGGGACAGGGCAAUGCCGGUGCUCUGAAGCUUAUCUUGCGCUCAUCUGGUGUUCCUCCUGGUGUCGACAAUCUCGGUAAAAGUCGCUCCGAAGGGAAAGGGAAAGGGAAAGCACCAGCACCAGCACCUGUGCUCCCCGAGGAAGAUCCGCAGCUGCAGAGGAACAUCGCGCAGGUUUUGGACAUUUUGCCCGAACAAUCUCCCGACUAUGUGCGAGCUCUCUUGCUCCACUCUUCCUACUCCGAGCCCGAGAAAGUCAUCGACGCUUUGUUUGAGGGCACGGCACCACCGAUGGACCAGCUUACACGCCGUGAAGAUGACGAUUUGGCAACCUAUGUUCGCAGCAACGUUUUUGACGAAGAAGAAAUGGAUGCCGAUCGUUUGCGCGUCGGAAAGAAAACUGAAGAUGAGACUAAUGUCUUGCGCGACCGCUCUUUUAUCGACCGGAUGAAAGCCGAAAUCCUCCGGCGUGCAGAGGAAAUAUCCGACGAGGAAGACGAAGACGAAGAACCAGCGACGCAAGUUGCCAAGGGCAAAAAGAAAGAAGUAGACGACGGUGAAGAGCUCGAUUCCCAUUCUGCGCAGGUCAAAGUCGGAGGAGACGGCGAAGAGAGUGGCGAUGAGGACGACGCACAAGACAGCGACGACGAACGUCCGACCGAAAAACUCGCGCCAGAAACGGUCUGCGAACUGGCGUACAUCCGCGAUCCCAAGCUUUUCGAUCGCGACGCUGCCACUCGCCGGAGCAAGGCACGCGCGGAUCUACAGAAACAGACGGGCUGGUCUCAUGAGCAGCUCGAGGGCUGGAGGACCAUGCUCGAACGGGAUCCGAAGAAAGAUAAGAUCCUCGCUAAACAUGAGUUUGCGGGCAAUCAAAAUCGCAUUCCAGAGGCGAUGCUGCAGCCACAAUCCUCCAGAAACUCACAUUCCGGCGGUAGAGGUCGAGGUCGAGGUGCUCCAGGUCGAGGCUCGGCGCCAAAUGCUGAUGGGUCAGCACGGGAACGGGCUUGGAAAGAUAAGAACAAGGCAUCCCGUGGAAAUCACAACCGGAAGCGAGGCCAUGAUAAGAAAAUGGCAAGGGCUGGACCAGCAUUAUGAAUGCCCUCCCGACAUUAGAAUUAACUGAUCCACAUUCAAGGAAUAAUCUAGCGACAAUGACUAGUGUAUCCUGCCCUACCAUGUUGGCCACGCCACGUGCAAAGGCACGUGAUCGCGUAUAUGAUCUCUUUCCAUCUCCGAUCGUCCAGUCUUACCAAUCUCCGUCUUCUUGCG